CGCCUCUUGCUGGCCGUGCUUUACGGCCGUGUCAGUAGUUCGCGACCGCGGCCCUCAGCGCUGUGCGGGCGCCAUGGCCGGGGCCAAGCGGGAGCUGCACGGUGAGGAGGAGGAGGAGGAAGAAGAGGAAGAAAAGGAGGACGAAGAGGAGGAAAAGGAAGAAAAGGAGGAAGAAGAGGAAGAAAAAGAGGAAGAAGAGGAUGCUGAGCCCCCCUGCCAGCCGCCCCCGAAGCCGGUGGUCCCGGGGGUUCUGUACCUGUCCUUCCUCCCGCCGGGCUUCGGGCCCCGCCAGGCGCGGGCGCUGCUGCGGCCGCACGGGGAGCUGGGCAGGGUGUUCCUGCAGCCCCGCGGGGGCUCCGUGCGGCGCCGCCGGCAGCGCCCGGGCGGGUCCCCGGCCGCCUUCGCCGAGGGCUGGGUGGAGUUCCGGGACAAACGCGCCGCCAAACGCGCGGCCAAGCUCCUGCACGGCGCCCCCAUGGCCCCCCGGCCCCGCAGCCCCUUCCGCCACCACUGCUGGAGCAUCAAGUACCUGCCCGGGUUCCGGUGGCCUCACCUGAGCGAGCGGCUCAGCUACGAGCGCCAGGUGAGGGCUCAGCGCCUGCGGGCCGAGGUGGCCCAGGCCAAACGUGAGGGGGGGUUCUACGCCCACCAAGCCUCCAAAAGCACCAAGACCCCUCCCCAAACCUCUGGAGACUCCCCUGCACCUCCCCCCACCUGGGGUUUCACCCAAAGAAAGACCGAGGAGGAAAUUUGGAAACGCAAAGCUCGGCCCCCCCCCUCUGCCCCCCCGCAGCGGCUGCUGGAGAAGGUGUUUGGGGCAGGGAGGUGAGACCCCCCCUCAAAUUUUGGGGAGGGGUCUCAGGUGUCUGGAAAAAUCUAUUUGCACAUCAGAACCUCCUCUGGACACUGAUCCCUUCCUCAAGGACCACAAAGUGUUUUAUUUUUCUCCUUUAAAACUUUUAUUUACUUUUAACAAAAAUAA
Oenanthe melanoleuca is the source of this 982-nucleotide messenger RNA. RefSeq names its product activator of basal transcription 1-like. Gene Ontology annotation, cellular component: nucleolus. Gene Ontology annotation, molecular function: RNA binding. Gene Ontology annotation, biological process: small-subunit processome assembly; endonucleolytic cleavage in ITS1 to separate SSU-rRNA from 5.8S rRNA and LSU-rRNA from tricistronic rRNA transcript (SSU-rRNA, 5.8S rRNA, LSU-rRNA); endonucleolytic cleavage to generate mature 5'-end of SSU-rRNA from (SSU-rRNA, 5.8S rRNA, LSU-rRNA). The record is from RefSeq and is a predicted model, not a curated record. The coding region runs from base 74 to 829 and encodes 251 amino acids. Lineage: Eukaryota; Metazoa; Chordata; Aves; Passeriformes; Muscicapidae. The transcript is spliced from 4 exons.